AUGCGAUCAUCUGCGCUUUCCGGGGGGCGUCGGAUCAGCCGUAUCUGCGACGCGUGCAGACAGCAUCAGCGUGGUGUUUCGAUCUCGUCCUCGUCGCGCUCGCCAGUCACAGCCCACGAUGCUGCGCCAAGUAGACUGAGUAGGACUUCAACAAAGUCGAUCGGCCAACCUCGAUGGUUAUCUACCCAGGCGCCUCUGCGCUCGGCGACCACAGGCGCUCAGGCCUCACCACCCUCCGCGAGCGAGCCCGCAACGGCCAGCACCCAGCAGCAGUUCCCGCGAACCCACUACGACUUCUUCCCGCAGACGCUGCCGCGAGGGCCGCCACCCGCAGGUCCCUUCUCGAUCGACGUACGCGAGCUACGGCGCGAGUUUCUGCAGCUGCAGGGCAAGGCGCACCCGGACCUGCACCCGCCGCACCUCAAGUCGCGGGCCGAGGCGACGUCGGCGCGCAUCAACGAGGCUUUCAAGACGCUGUCGUCGCCGCUGCUCCGCGCCCAAUACCUGCUGCUCGAGCUGCGCGGCCUCGACGUCGCCAACGAUGAGACGGCCAAGGUCGAGGACCCGGAGCUGCUGAUGGAGGUGCUGGAGGCGCGCGAGGAGAUCGAGGAGGCCGCUGACGAGGGCGGGCUCGCCGACCUGCGCGCCCGCAACGCUGCCCGCGAGCAGGAGAGCAUCGCCGAGCUCGAGCGCUGUUUCCGCGACGGCGACUACGAGGGCGCCGCGCAGGAGUGCGUCAGGCUGCGGUACUGGGUCAACAUCAGGGAGAGCCUGGAUAACUGGGAGCCUGGGAAGCCGGUUGUGUUGGAGCACUAG
This is a messenger RNA of Neoarthrinium moseri, 816 nucleotides long. RefSeq lists its product as uncharacterized. Gene Ontology annotation, cellular component: mitochondrion. The record is from RefSeq and is a predicted model, not a curated record. The transcript has a single exon. NCBI's taxonomy places the organism in Eukaryota, Fungi, Ascomycota, Sordariomycetes, Amphisphaeriales, Apiosporaceae. Gene Ontology annotation, molecular function: protein-folding chaperone binding; ATPase activator activity. The coding region runs from base 1 to 816 and encodes 271 amino acids. Gene Ontology annotation, biological process: protein complex oligomerization; [2Fe-2S] cluster assembly.